GUACAGUGUGCAGUAGAACCCCAGCAUUAUUCCGUUGUCUUCCUUCUCGGUUGCUCACUCUCUUUUUCCUCUCUCUCUCUCUGCUAUUUUAACCUAGAUCAAAGAUGACGGUGCUGUGAGAAAAGCGUGAGUGCCAAAAAUUCACAGCAUCCGAGGAGCACGUGAAUUCCGACAUGUAACGGUCGAAAGUUGUAACCCACGACGACGAGUUUGGAUCUGUCGUUUACAACCAUCGCCGAUCUCCGCCUUAAACGACGCUUCACUGUAACCACCACACUCUUUCUCCUCACCGUUGCAACUUCACAGCACUGUGUAGCGUUCUACUUUUAUUUUCCUGUUGCUGUCAGAAGACCGUUUAGCAACGGAGGGUACUAGCUAGGUAGUAUGAUCCUCUUCUUACCCUAUCUCUUUCCGUGAUUCACUCUGGGUUUGACUUUUCAUGCGAGAAUAUUUAAGGUUUUGAAGUGGUUUUCUUGCUUCAGCUACCUGAUGAGGACUUGAUUUAUUGAUCUAUGAGGUUGUUGUUCUAAUUUAUCAAGCAUGGAUAAAGUUUCAUCAGACUGUCCGUACCCGGGAUGCUUCUUUUGUGUUAUGAAGGAAGGGAAUCCAAGCAAGCGCAGAGCAAGUGUACUGAAAUUCUUUAGAGAACUACCGUGUCAAGAUGAAGAUGGUCAGGUUCUCCCUAUCAGUGGCCUUUGGAACACGGCUAUGGCACAUCCAAAUGACCCUGAAUUCAUCGAGCUAGGAAUAUUUGAAUGCAUGUCUGCUCUCAUAUGGAAGGGACUGAAGAACCGGCGUUGGCUUUCUCAUGACCAAAAUAUAUAUAUUCCUUAUUAUGCUGCUCAUAUCAUCGGUUCCUACACAAUGAAUAUGGAAGAAUUUGCAGAAAGUGCCGUGCAUGCUGGGGUCAUUCCUCCUUUGGUUGAGCUUUUACGAGGUAGAUUAACUUGGGUUGAGCAGAGGGUGGCAGUUAGAGCAUUGGGACACUUAGCUACAUAUGCCAGCACUUUUCCUGCCAUAGCAAGUCAUGGUGAAAUUCUUGAGCUCUCCAUCCAAUUGGCAAUGAGUUCCUUGGAAAUAGUUUAUUCACACUUUUACCAAUAUGUUGAUAGAAGGCUCAGUUAUCAUUGCGAUCUUCUUACACGUGGCAUGGGUGGUGUUGAAAUGGAGUCCAGGAAGGCUGAGGAAUGGGCUAGUCAGUUGCAGUGUUGGUCCCUUCAGCUAAUUAAUUGUUUUGCUUUUAAACAUGAAUUUCUUCCUACCAUAUGCAAACCCGAAUUUCUGAUAAAACUACCUGGUAUGUGGGGUGGACUUGUUAAUGAAAAUUCACCAGCCGGUAUUGGUUUAUUAAGAACAAUUUGUCAUCAAAAGCUUGGUAGGGGACCUGUUGCCAGUUGCCCUGGUAUUAUUGAUGCAUUGUGUAAUAUUGCUCGGUCUUCGGAUGAUUGGCAGUAUAUGGCUAUUGAUUGCCUUCUAUGGCUGCUUCAAGAUCCCAAUACAUGUCACAAGGUGAUUGAUAAAGUGGUGCCUGUAUUAGUUGACCUUGCUGAGAUUACAACUCUGGGUGAUCAUAAAAAGCUUGGUGAUUCAAUCCUUAAUGUUUUUCAAGAGUGCAUCCAGUCUCAAGGGUCAGGACGAAGCUCAAUUAGUAGUCACACUAAAGAACAGAUUGAGGAUAUAUUAGAUUCAAAGCAGAGAUUAAAAUGGGAAAAGAAUAUGCCCAAGGAAGAUCUACAUAUUAAGCAGGCUGCAGCGCUGGUUGUCAAGCUUGAAGGAAAUUCCCUGUUCUCAUCUGGAAAUAUUGCUGGAGCUGCAUCAAAAUACUCUGAAGCAUUGGCAUUGUGUCCUAUGAGAUCCAGGAAGGAGAGAGUUGUUCUAUAUAGUAAUCGUGCUCAAUGCCAUCUUUUGCUGCAACAACCUUUGGCUGCCAUAAGUGAUGCUACCCGUGCACUAUGUCUCCAUAGACCUGUCAAUCGUCAUGCCAAAAGCCUCUGGAGACGAGCACAAGCUUAUGACAUGCUUGGAUUAGCGAAAGAGAGUUUAUUGGAUGCUAUUUUAUUUAUAAAUGAGUGCUCUCAGUCAAAUGAUCCUGAUCUCUCACUGAGGCAAAAUAAAGUUCCAGAUUAUGCUGAGCGUUUGGUUAAGAAGCAGAUGCGUUCUGCUUGGUUAUUUCGAGAGGCAGCUAUUAAGCAUGGUGGGGUCCAUAGUCAGGGUGAUGGUGGUGAUAUGUAUGGCCCAGAGACUGAUGAUUCGGAAUGGGAGACAGCUAGUGAAAGUGAUAUAGGAAAUGAUGGACGGGAUGACAUGGGUGAUGACGACGAUGGUGAUUGGAAUAAUGAUGAUGAGAGGAAAGAUUAUGACAAACCUUCAAUGAAAGAUAUAAAACAUGGAUACAAUGUGCAGCUUGCGGAAGAACCUUGACAUAGUAAUCCUUGCAUUUGGUGCAAUUGUUCUCUCCAGCAUGAGUGAAGCAGGGUUGGCUGCUGCGACUAUUCAAACUCUACAUGCUUUGUUGGCUUUAAAAGAGAAAAUUCUAAGUCGCUCGUUGUAGUAAGUGGCGGGUUGAAAGUGAUGACUGAGUUUUUGGUCUUACUAUUAUUUGAGGUUGAUAUUUUAUAGAAAGUUUUCCAUGUUCCAUAUUUGUUCUCCCCAUUUUUCUUGUUAAGUGUAAAAAUUGAAGAUUUCAAGUUUGGAGAACUACAUAGCGUUUGGAGGAUGUGAAGUUUUUUUUUUUUUUAUCCCCCGAGGUUUGUGUAUAUAAACCCUUUGUGUUUUAAGUUUUCUCAGUCCGUUUCCACUAUUAUUUUGAUUGCAGUUUGCCUGA
This is a messenger RNA of Glycine soja, 2824 nucleotides long. RefSeq lists its product as uncharacterized. The coding region runs from base 541 to 2421 and encodes 626 amino acids. NCBI's taxonomy places the organism in Eukaryota, Viridiplantae, Streptophyta, Magnoliopsida, Fabales, Fabaceae. The record is from RefSeq and is a predicted model, not a curated record. The transcript has 5 exons. Gene Ontology annotation, molecular function: protein binding.